AUGGAGUGGGACAGAGAUCUAAGGCAGAAGAUCAUGGAAAGGGAGUGUAUAUUCGGAUUGAUCGGAAAUGGCUUCGCGAUUGUGGCGGCCGAUGCAUCGACGGGGUACAGAUUCGUCGACUGCAAUACCAGUGUGGACAAGAUCACGGCCAGAGACAGGUCCCUCUUGUUUGAUAUUAGGUUCACCAAUUACAUACAGAAGAAAUUGGCUCCGUCUCGGUCAUGUAAUGGGACCCCUCUGACCACUGCUGACGCCACCGAUUUCAUCCGUGGUGAGCUCGCCACUGAUCUGCGCAAGGUAUCUCAUAGAGUGAACAUGCUACUUGCUGGCUACGACGAAGAAACGGGCCCUUCGCUUUACCAUAUUGACCACACUGCUUCGCUGAACAAGGUUGAGAAGGGAGCAUUUGGCAAUGACUCCUAUUUUUCACUCUCAAUAAUGGACAGUCACUUCCGCAGCGGAAUUCGGCGAUUGCUGGGAUCAAUUGGAUGGUACUGGGCUUCUUCGAAUUGGGUGAUUGCAAGAUCUGCUGUGCGAUUUGCUGAACGAUACAUUUUUUGA
Messenger RNA from Neltuma alba, 561 nucleotides. Its product is annotated as proteasome subunit beta type-2-A-like. The record is from RefSeq and is a predicted model, not a curated record. Bases 1 to 561 code for a protein of 186 amino acids. The transcript is spliced from 4 exons. Gene Ontology annotation, cellular component: proteasome core complex. NCBI's taxonomy places the organism in Eukaryota, Viridiplantae, Streptophyta, Magnoliopsida, Fabales, Fabaceae.